CAUUUUUCAAAGACCAAUACAUCUAAGGAUGCUAAUAGUGACUAAUAAGUGCAAAAGUGACAAUACGCUCGGUGAAUAAGGACAACUUAAAAAAAUCACAAAAUUAUUAUGAUGAUUUUGCAAAAUUAAAGACGAACACAGCGACAUCUCCUAGCGAGUACCGGUAUUACUUCACUACAUCGAUACUCAGCGACCGUUGAGCCAUCCUAGUUCCAUCGAAGACCGAUAGAGGGCAGUAGUAAUACCAAAACAACGUAUUAUUUACUUCAAAUCCUUGUUGUCGUGUAAUAACCCAAUUAAUCAUGGAUGAAGUAAUGAGCAUGCUUCGGAAAAUCCAAAAAGAACUAGACGAACAAAAAUCAACCAUUGUUCAAUCAGCGGAAAAGGUCACGGAACAAGUUACACAAAAUAUACAAUGUAUUUUCGAAGAAAAGUUUAAAAUUCUUGAGGAAAAAUAUGAAAACUUAAAGGAAAAGAUUGAGAACCAAGAGAAAAGAUUAUAUUUUCUAGAAAAACAGUCAAGACAAAGGAAUGUAGUAUUUUUUGGAAUAGAGGAAAAGGAAAGAUCAUAUGCAGACUUGGAAAAGAAUUUAUUACAGUUCAUAAACGAUAACUUCUCUUUAAACAUCAAUAAAAUAGAUAUACAGGAAAUCAAGAGAAUAGGGAAGAAAGACAACAAACCUCGCCCUGUAAUUGCUACAUUUACCACUUUAGGCACAAAAAUAGAAAUAUUCAAAAAAAGUUAUACUUUAAAAAAUACACCGUACUAUAUAAAGGAAGACCUACCAAAGUAUGUUUUAGAAAAAAGGAAGGAAUUGCAAGAGCAACUCAAACUUGAAAAAGAAAAAGGAAACUCGGGCACCAUCAGAUAUGACAAGCUCAUUAUAUUCCGCAAAAGUUCUGAGGAAACAAAUACCAAAAAAAGAACACUUACAUUAUCGCCAGACAACAACCACAAUCCCUCACAAGCCGAACCAAAAACCUCUGUAAACAAAAAGAACAAAACCUACGUCGCAUUAAGGAGGACGUCCAGCGUAUCAGAAGGAACUUCGAAACCAGGAAUACUUAACUAUAUAUAUAAUAAAAAUUGCAAUAGCCUUCCCAACGAUACACUUAACUCACGCAAUGAAUAGCAAUCAGACAACCCCUCUCAUUCAAAACUCAAGCUAUUAGAAAAAAGAACUAAAUGUAAAAAAACAUAUUAUCU
Aricia agestis (brown argus) is the source of this 1207-nucleotide messenger RNA. RefSeq names its product protein unc-13 homolog C-like. The record is from RefSeq and is a predicted model, not a curated record. NCBI's taxonomy places the organism in Eukaryota, Metazoa, Arthropoda, Insecta, Lepidoptera, Lycaenidae. Bases 303 to 1133 code for a protein of 276 amino acids. The transcript has a single exon.